CCAUAAAAACUUGCCAACUCCUACCCAGCAGGGCUAGUCACUUGCUGGAAGGACUGGGGCUUCUUCGAUAGGCCGUGGAUGCAGAUGCUGCUGGCCGUAGGCCCGUAGCACUCUUCCACCUCCGUCUGGGGGAACUGAUGGACAGUUGCGUCGUCACGGGUGAGCGGCGGGUCUGCCCCUUCCCCUUUGUCAUGUUCAUCGUGCGCCUAGCAUAGCACCAACACAGCACCAACACUACACCAACACUACACCAGCACUACACCAACACCAAGACUAUGAUGUUUAACCGCGCUUGCGGCUAACAGUCCAAGGGAGGGGGGUGGUUUCAACGGCGGGGACAACCUUCGUGACGAACUAAUCAACAAAUGCUUCAACCGCGAUGACGACAACAUGUCGGCCGUAUUCGACUCGAGCGACGAUGAAAGGCACUGCAAGAUCGACCUGUUGAAUCGGGGAGGUGUGGUUUCAUGGGAGGACGCAGAACAUGUCAUCCAACACACAUCCAACUUGUCAAUGGACUUUCACGUCGAUACUUCGGAACAACGAGCUCUUUUCGUUCUUCAUACUCCUGUGUAUCUGAAGGCCAGCAUGCCCAACUAUCUGGUUUUCCGUCUUCUCAUGUAUCCCGAGAAUAUUCGGUCCAUCGAAUUUGAUCCGAAAACCCGUCCACCUAUACCUGGCAUGGAAAACGCGCCCAAUAAGUUCAUGCGUUUACGCUUCCUCAUGACGCAACCACCCAGCUUGGCGGUCCCCAAAGAUCGCCCUUUGGAACCAAAGCCACGAUCUCGAGACCUGUUGGACACUCUGAAGACCCUUGCUACAGUCCAGGAACUCAACAUCUACCUGGACAAGCUCUGCUUUGUACCGGAGGUUCGGUUCCAAUUAGCUUUGCUUCCGGCUGUCUUCCCAUCCACCAAUCUUGGCGAUCGACCAAAAACGGAUCCCGAUCGGUCGAAUCUCCAAGUCUUGCACAAGGGUCUGGGCGCCGUGAUUCUUGAGAUGGGUGCAACUGUUGCUGGACCCGGCGCAACUUUGGCAAAUACCGCGGCAAAGCAAGUCGUGCAUGAAACGAUAGAAGAAGUGGCGCCGGCAUACAUCAAGGAUGGCUCUCUCCAGAGUCCGGCGCAAGUGAUAACCCCUUCCGACCGCAAACGUCGGCGAACAAGUGAAUCCCUAUCUCCCUCAACCACCGACAAGCGCAUCCUCACUGCCUUCGCCGAUCUGAAAAGUCGCUUCGAACACCUUGAAAAGAGACUGGCCGGCUCUUUUCGAUGCGAUCACACUCCAUGCCGAUACGAUACGGAGGAAAUGGAGCACAUCAUCGGUCAUGUGAACGAUAAAAUCGACACUGACAUGGAAAAUGUGCAAUGGGAGUUGGAGGACAAUUUGUUUGGCGAGACGCAGCAGCUUGUGGUAGAGAAGACGGAGGAGCAGCAGUCGCAGUUGUGGGCCGAUAUGCGAGAGGGCUUGAUGGACGAAAUGCGACGGGAGAUUAAGGAGGAACUGAAGGCGGAGCUGAGACAGGAGCUGGCGGCAGAGGUUAAGAUGGAACUGUUCAAGGACAUGGCGCAGGCGAUGAUGAGGGCGGCGUGCGGUGACGGUGGAAAGUCUGGGACGGGCAUGUCACAAAGCACGCAGAGCACGGAUUCGACACAAUGAGGCAAGCCAUCGGCUGGUCCGAUAUCCUCAUUUCACGAUCUCACGAAUGAACAUGAUUUCUUCCCCCCUCCCCAAUA
Neurospora tetraspora is the source of this 1736-nucleotide messenger RNA. RefSeq lists its product as uncharacterized. The record is from RefSeq and is a predicted model, not a curated record. The transcript has 2 exons. NCBI's taxonomy places the organism in Eukaryota, Fungi, Ascomycota, Sordariomycetes, Sordariales, Sordariaceae. The coding region runs from base 391 to 1659 and encodes 422 amino acids.